ACAUCUCCCAGGAAGCACUGCGCAGGCGAGCCUCGCGGACGUUGCCGCCGCCGCCGCCGCCUUCAUAACGGCGGCUUUCCGGAGCAAGGAUAUGGCAGACAGCAAUGUGGCCAUGGCCUCCAACUCCAGGCAGAUGUUGGAGAGCUUACUGAACAAAAGUAUGAGGAUCCAAAUGACCGAUGGCAGGACAUUGAUUGGUCUUUUCCUGUGCACCGACCGGGACUGCAACGUCAUUUUGGGCUCAGCCCAGGAGUACCUGAAAUCAACAGAUUCCUUGGCACACGGUGAGCCACGGGUGCUGGGUCUGGCCAUGAUCCCUGGGCAUCACAUUGUUUCCAUCGAGGUUGAAAUGGACAGUGUGUCAAGCCCACCGUAUAUGUGAGACAGAGCUUGGCUGUUGGAAGCCAGGCAUGCAUUGGGUGCCUAGGCCUGGGAACAUGGUCAAUGUCUGUUGCACUGUGAGGACCAUGACCUUCCCCACCCCCUGCCCAGGCUUCCACCCAGCCAGCACCUUGUUCAUCGUUAUUGCAUUGGUGGCAGGGGCUUGUUCCUUUCGAAGAUUACUCGUGAAGUUCCACUGAGAUGAUGGAACAAGCUGGACAGCGUUGCCUGAGUCAGACUGUUGGCUGGUCCAUGUUUCUUCUGACCUCUUCCUCUUCCAACAUGAUGCAUGAGGCCUCCCAUGACCUUCCAGUCAAUACAUCGCCUCCCCUACAUGCACCCCAAGAAAACCAACUUGGGAUCUAUAAACCUAAUGACUUAGCAGCAGCAACGGCCAACUGAAGGGCACGUGAACUGAACCUCGGGGAUAUUGCUUUUCCAGUGAUUAUUUUGAAGCAGAGGGCUGAUUGAUUAGUGAACUUGAAAACUGUUUCCCAGCUUGUUCUUUAUGAUCCAUUCACAGUAGCUUGUGUGAGUAUGUAUAUGUGUAUACAGAACAACCUCAGUUAUAUGAAUUUCAGAUGAUCUGCACAGGAUCUCAAGGUCCUGUAAAUUGUUAUGAACUCUAUAUAAAAACACACCGUAUGAGAGACACUUACCCUGAAUCACAAAUAGGAGGACAUCCACCAGGACAAAAACAAUUCUUUUUUUCAAACAUCCUGACACAGACAAACUACAAUGUAUUAACAACAACAAACAACACACACAAAUCUGAGUUGCAACUUGAAUUUCUGGAUCUUCCAGAAUCUUAAGAACUGGUUGCCUGAUCCCUCUGUCUGCCCCUCUGCCUGUCUGUCUGUCCCUCUGCAUUUCCCUUUUUUUUUUCCCUGCCCCUUUACGUUUCCCUCUCCCUUUCAGCAGGAGAGUGGGGCUGGAGCUGAAAUUCGCUCGUUACAGCUAAACAGGAGCUGCUUUAUCCUCGCUAGCAGAAGCCACUCGGUUUGUCCUCUACCUCCACACAUACACACGUGUUAAUGAACCUUUAGUUCACUCUUGUCCCAGUCCAAAAUGUUGCGUGAGUGAAAGUCAUCUGAAGUCGGUCACUGUUCAGGAGUUGGCACGAUCACAAGAUGCUCCUGAGUGGACAGAAAGUUCUGUUGGAAUGUUCAGUAUGGCUUCCUUUUGUUUAUGAUCAGAUCAGUUCUCGGAACAGGGUACUCCCCACCUGUCUCGUUGCUCUGUAACCUGUCUCGUUGCUCUGUAACCUGUCUCGUUGCUCUGUAACCUGUCUCGUUGCCCUGUAACCUGUCCCGCCGGGGAACAGACUGGUUUGUUCAUUACCUCUCAGCACAUAAUGGGGAGCUGCCCAGCCACUGAGGCAUCACAGGCACGUUUGCCUUGCUCUCAUGUACAACGAGAUGUCUUCCCUGGAUGAUGGCUGUGCACUGUCUAUCACUCACUCCCCUUUCCCCUAUGAUAGCCUGUCACUAUCACUCACUCCCCUUUCCCCUAUGAUAGCCUGUCACUAUCACUCACUCCCCUUUCCCCUAUGAUAGCCUGUCGCUAUCACUCACUCCCCUUUCCCCUAUGAUAGCCUGUCGCUAUCACUCACUCCCCUUUCCCCUAUGAUAGCCUGUCGCUAUCACUCACUCCCCUUUCCCCUAUGAUAGCCUGUCGCUAUCACUCACUCCCCUUUCCCCUAUGAUAGCCUGUCGCUAUCACUCACUCCCCUUUCCCCUAUGAUAGCCUGUCACUAUCACAUGCCUUGAAUAGCUCACCCAUGCUCUGCAGGCUGACUAAUACUGAGCUUCUCUCCUCUUUGAACCCCCCACCCACCCCACCUGGCAAUAUCAAGACUUAUGGAUAUUUAUAUCUUUACUUCAGAUUUCCAGCCUGCAGUGUUUUGUUCCAGGGAGUAAAUGUGAACAGUGGUGUCAGCAAGGCAUGAUGCUUUGGAGACAGAAAGCGUUAAUAUACAUCACCUGAGAGAGAGACAAACAGAAAAUAUGUAUUUUUGUGGCAGUCAUUUUUAUUCAAAUAAGUGCAUUAUAGGAAAAAUAUUUAAAUGGUUGAUUUUUUUUUUUGUCCAUUUUAAAUGUUUAGUAAAACACGUGGCAAAACUCAAAUAAACUUGAGCCUCUGAGUUA
Hemiscyllium ocellatum (epaulette shark) is the source of this 2528-nucleotide messenger RNA. It is a transcript of the gene naa38, whose product is annotated as N-alpha-acetyltransferase 38, NatC auxiliary subunit. Lineage: Eukaryota; Metazoa; Chordata; Chondrichthyes; Orectolobiformes; Hemiscylliidae. The transcript is spliced from 3 exons. Gene Ontology annotation, cellular component: NatC complex. The record is from RefSeq and is a predicted model, not a curated record. Gene Ontology annotation, molecular function: RNA binding. Bases 92 to 382 code for a protein of 96 amino acids.